GAGAUCGGCCUUGAAGGCAGGUUCUUACAAGAAGGAGGAGCUAUAUAAUAAAAUGUUCAAGGCAACCGCCAAAGUUUUAGUGACUGCUAGCAAAGUGUGAGGAACCGUAUCUAUCAGCAUGUAGCAGUACAAGUGACACCAUGGGUGUGUUCAAGUACUCCAAGGUGGAUUGUAUCUUCACUUAUUUAGGGCUGGCCUUCCUAAUGUUGGACAUUUGCUUGGACGUUGGUGCUGCUGUGACCUUCUACCAGGAAGAGAAAUAUGUCAGCCUCGGCAUCCUGCUGCUUUUCCUAUUGGGUUCGUCUGCUGUAGUCCAAGUGUACAGCUGGCUGUGGUACACUUACGAUAACUUCCACAUGGUGACAAAGGUUGAAAACUCGCUCGGUCGCUUGCAACUCAAGAUCCUGCAUUUCUUCCAGCUGGGAACUUACUUCAGGCAUGCAGGUGUAGUGGAGAUUACAUCAUGCCGAUGCAUUACCAAAGUCCAGGACACGGAGGGAAUUGCGGUGUACCUGACUCAUGACCUCAGCAUGCUGCGUCUCAUUGAGACCUUUUCUGAGAGCGCACCCCAACUUGUCCUCAUGCUCACCAUCAUACUGCGGCAGGGCCAGCUGGACCCCAUGACAGUGAUGAAGGCGGUGGGCUCGGCGUCUGCCAUCGCUCUCAGCGUGACCAUGUAUCACCGCUCUCUCCGCUCCUUCCUGCCCGACAAACAAGAGCAGCGCAUCAUCUCCUCGCUCAUCUUCUUCACGUGGAAUCUUCUUCUCAUCGCGUCCCGGCUCACCGCCCUCGCCCUUUUUGCUUCCGUCCUUCCCUGCUUCAUCUUCACGCACUUUAUUUGCUCCUGGCUGUUCUUGUUCUUCUCCGCCUGGCGCUCCAAGACUGAUUUCAUGGAAAGCCCCGGCGGGGAGUGGCUCUACCGGGCCACCGUGGGCCUCAUUUGGUAUUUUAACUGGUUCUCUGUGGUGGAAGGGAGGACAAGAUACAAGACUUUGUUCUACCACAGCUUCAUCCUGGUUGAUAUGUUCCUCCUGUGCGGAAUGUGGUGCUGGAGGAUGCACUCGCAACCACCGUCGUUUAAAAUCCCCUUCUUGCACGCCAGCAUCACGUCUGUCAGCGUCGUCGCACUUUACAUACUCGGUCUUAUCCUGAAAGUAAUCUAUUACAUGUACCAACAUCCAAACCUGAACAAGGAGGGACUGAAAGGAGACCAUGCAAGUGCUGAAGAGAAGAUAGACAUCGAUAUAGACGGCGGUGGUGGUGGUGAUGUUACCGUGCGUAGUUUCAUGGCUGAUGACGUAGUGGACGGAAGGACGCCAACGCAAGCCGUCCGCCAACUUUACAAUAAAAGAAUGAGGAAGCUAGCGGAGAAUUUUUACUCCUGACAUAAUCACAUGGAGGACAUGAACGAUGCACACGGCCUGAGUCACGAUCACGAGGGGAACGCUUCUCCAAUCUAUAGUCUUCUCUUUAAAACAGGACUUCUCAAAUUACACACAAUUUGUAUUAUAUUUAUAGAAAUAAUAUAUAUUUUUAAUAUAUUUCAUGUUAUUAUAUGUACGUGUGUAGGGAUGUCCGAUAUCGGAUUUUUUUCCCCAUCAUGAAAAUUGAUAUUAAUGUUAUCGGUAUCGGAAAUUGAGAGUUGAGCAAUAUAAAAAAUAUUAACAAAGCCAAUAUAAGACAUAUCUACACGUGUGUAUACAUGAUAUAUUUUAGUUUUUUAUGUUUUUAUUUCAGUCAAACCAAGAAAAUGUUUUUAAUGAUCUUUUCAAACAAUAAUACACAUAAUUACAAUAACUGUAUGCAUACAAACAGUGCAUAAAUUAAAAUGAAUAUGCUCUAAAAAAAGGCUGCACGGCGGAUGAGUGGUUAGCGCACAGACAAAAUAAAUAAAUAAAUAAUAAUAAUAAUAAAAUAAUAAAAAUAAUAGAGGUUGCUUCUUAUGAGCAAGAAGAAAAAGAAGAAAAUAAUUCACCUUUUGUUUACAAAAAGGGCUGCAUGGUGGACGAGUCACAGCUAGAAGACCCGAGUUCAAUCCCACCCUCGGCCAUCUCUGUGUGGAGUUUGCAUGUUCUCCCCGUGCAUGCGUGGGUUUUCUCCGGGUACUCCGGUUUCCUCCCACAUUCCAAAAAAACAUGCUAGGUUAAUUGGCGACUCCAAAUUGUCCAUAGGUAUGAAUGUGAGUGUGAAUGGUUGUUUGUCUAUAUGUGCCCUGUGAUUGGCUGGCCACCAGUCCAGGCUGUACCCCGCCUCUCGCCCAAAGACAGCUGGGAUAGGCUCCAGCAUCCCCCGCGAUCCUUGUGAGGAUAAGCGGUAGAAAACUAAAAGGAAGUUGAGUAAAAUCUUUAUUAUAAUUACUACAAAAACAGUAUAUUACAUAUGUCAAUAUAAUUUUUCUCAAUCAGCGUUUGUUCAUUGAAGAAGCUCGUAUAUUUAUUAUUGAUAUACUAUAUUAAGAUGUACUAUUACAUAUGACAGUACAAGGUCCUCUAAUGUUAUUGUCCUCCAUAAUGAAGCGUGAGUGCAUAAACAAAGCGGAAGCGAGCCAUAAGAUAUGAUGCUAAAUGAAUACAACCACUGAUAUUUAUAAAUAUACAAUUUUUAAAAAUAUAUAUAUAUAUUUGGAUUAAUAUAUUAAGCAACAAUUAUGUCUUUACUGAAAAACAUUUUAUUACAACUGUUUACCGAAAGUGUAUUUUUUUAAUACAUUGAAAUAAAGUAUUAAAUGUGUUGAUCAAAUCUAUAACUCUAGUUAUUGUAUUAAGGUGAACAAAGACACUUAAAACCGUGCCUUUUCAGUGUUACAUUGUAGUAGUAUAUUGUUUUGUCAGGUUCAAUGCCCAUGUAUUAUUCAUACACUGAAAUAAAUGGAUACACUUGUCAUUGGUGUGUAUGAUGCUUCAAUUAGAGUACUGUAGUAAAAAAAAAUAGUGUGCCUGUAUGGUUUACUA
This is a messenger RNA of Doryrhamphus excisus (bluestripe pipefish), 2951 nucleotides long. RefSeq names its product XK-related protein 8-like. The record is from RefSeq and is a predicted model, not a curated record. Gene Ontology annotation, biological process: phosphatidylserine exposure on apoptotic cell surface; apoptotic process involved in development; engulfment of apoptotic cell. Lineage: Eukaryota; Metazoa; Chordata; Actinopteri; Syngnathiformes; Syngnathidae. Gene Ontology annotation, cellular component: plasma membrane.